AUGAGCCAGGCAGGCAAGAGCGAGGGCCUCGAUAUUAGCAUCACCAUGGACAACCAGCUCCUAGAGCAGCUCUUCAUCUCCGGAUCAAGCGCCAUUGGGUGGGCCGAGACGUUGGCGAUCGAAGCCGACGCCAAAGUCGACGAGAGCGACAAGCUCAAGGAGCUCGAGAAGAACUUUGACAAGUGCUAG
Messenger RNA from Lasiosphaeria miniovina, 189 nucleotides. RefSeq lists its product as uncharacterized. Lineage: Eukaryota; Fungi; Ascomycota; Sordariomycetes; Sordariales; Lasiosphaeriaceae. The transcript is spliced from 2 exons. Bases 1 to 189 code for a protein of 62 amino acids. The record is from RefSeq and is a predicted model, not a curated record.